UGAGGCCUGACUUAUAGUAAACCUUCAGCCUGAAACAAGACUAUCUUCCAGGAAGCGAUCGAGCUGGAGACGUCUCUCAGGAAACAACUCUUAAAACCCGAGAAUCAGUAGUAUUUGAACAUUUUUAUGUUCUGAGAAGAAUUGAGGCAGACUUUCUUUUUUAAGAUGGCAUCUGCUCGACAGCUUAGCAAAAGUGGUGGCUUGAAGUCGGCUGCCAGUCGGCAGAAGUUGAAACAGCAGCAGCCGAACGAUCGAGGAGUUGCAACUGUACCCGGGAGUUCAGGCGAAGGAUCAAGUAACUAUCCGUACAUGAAGGAAGAGCACGUGUUGACACUGGGCGAGCACUUUUACAACAGGACGAUGGUGUUGGUGCAGCAGGCUGCAAGGAGUAGCAAGGAAUCCUCAUUGUGGGACAUUGCAGAUGGGAUCUACAAGGAUGUAGAGGGCUACAUCAGCAAAGAGGCCCAAGUGAGGGCAUUUGCCCUCCUAAUGUACAAUAAAGGACUGGAGGACGCCCAGAAUGCGGAGACUGUGGCCAAACUGUGCUCCAGACUAGCUUCCUUAGAGGCAGAGGGACUCAAGUUCAGAAGUCCUCUCCUUAAGCAACUUCAGGAAGACUUCAUAUCCCGUGCGACAUGGAAAGACAAUGACCCAAAUCGAUGGCUUGCCUUUACCUGCUACCUGUGCUGCCUCUUCAGACACCUCAAGAUUGGAGAUAACUACAUCAAUGCCUUGGUCGAGCCUGUUUUUACAUGCCUGGACUCCCUUGUAACUGAUGCCGACUCAAGUGAUGAAGAAAUGAAAUGUGGUUGUAAUCAGCUCAAGGAGCUUGGACCCACUCUUGAAGAGCUCAAGCCUGCACAGAUGGAUAUCCUACUAAACAUGAUGAAAGAGAAACUCCUAGGACCCAAAUCUUCUCACUUCUCCCGCCUUCUCCUCCUAGAGAUCAUUGAGCUUAGAGCAAGCGGAUGGCACUUGACCGACACACAGCAGCAGUACUACUCAGAGAUCUUCUGCUAACAGUGGCCAAAGUGCUUCUUUAAAAGACAUUAUUCAAUAUUUUCUGUGAGAGAGAUACAAGUGCUUCUGUGUUCAGUCUUAGCUAAAGACUUCCUUCGAUAGAGUACUUUGUUUUGAUUUCAAGGACAAGCUGUAGGAGAUCUGUGAGUUAAGUGCACCGGUGUUAGUGUUAGUGUGUUAGUGUUAGCAGAUGGCACUUGACCGACACACAGCAGCAGUACUACUCCGAGAUCUUCUGCUAACGGUUGCCAAAGUGCUUCUCCUUAAAAGACAUUCUUCAAUAUUUUCUGUGACAGAGAUACAAGUGCUUCUGUGCUCAGUCUUAGCUAAAGACUUCCUUUGAUAAAGUACUUUGUUUUGUUUUCAAGGACAAGCUGUAGGAGAGCUGUGAGUUAAGUGCACCGGUGUUAGUGUUAGUGUUAGCGGAUGGCACUUGACCGACACACAGCAGCAGUAUUACUCCGAGAUCUUCUGCUAACGGUUGCCAAAGUGCUUCUUCAAAAGACAUUCUUCAAAAUUUUCUGUGGGUAUUGUUUGCUUUCAUGGAAAAGCUUUAGGAGAUAUGCGAGAGCGAUACGAGUGCUUAUGUGAGCCUUAGCUAAAGACUUUGUUCGAUAGGUUGUUUUUUUCUUCCAAGGACAAGCUGUAGGAGAUCUGUGAGUUAAGUGCAUCAGUGUUAUUGUGUUUUUGAGAUGCAAGAAUAUGAAUGCUCCUUUGAUUUUGUGUGCUAGAGUUAUGUGACACAAUCGGUUAUUACGAACACCGUCGUCUGUUUAAAUUUGUUUACAGAAGGUAGCAGUGGGCAAGCUUGGUAUUUCAUAUCCACAAUGGGAAGAUAUUUUAUAAAGCCAUGUACAUUAAAUAUAGUAGCAUUAAUAAGUUCCUCUAAAAAAAAAAAUCAGCAUUUAUGAAAUGGCAAGAGUAAUAGCCAGAGGUGUAAGGGUACAGAUAUCUCCCUCCUUCUCAUCACAAGAAAUUCAGUAUUUUCGUAAUGGUUUAUAUCUGAAUGUAUUCAAAUAUUGCUCAAGUCUUUAAUGCAAUUCAAUGGCACAUUAUGUUUUGCCAUGUUCAUUUGUAUGUAUCUACAAUUGUCAAGACUUAUGCGAAACAAUGCUUUAACUGUGAAUAUUAGUACAUAUGACAGAUCAUUUGGACUGCUAGGUAAUCAUACUUUUUGCCACCUCAUUAAUUAUUAUACCUUAUGGCAUCCAAUAUUUCCAUGUACACUCAUAAACAACCAAAUUCAAAUAGCUAACUAGUGUCUUGUAUGAACCUGGAAAAGUGGGUAGGUUAUCGUAGUUCAAGCAGCUGUUUCAGCUUGAUAUCGAGCACUUUUAGAUAUCUCAGGUCCAUGGACAACUGCAGGAAAUAUUUUAAUGAUACUAUUGAUCAUGCAAAAAUAAACAUACCAUUGAAUUACCUUUACAGUUAGUCUUGCCAGUAAUAACCUUUAAUCAACCUUCAUGUACCAGAAGAAAUAUUGAAAUAAGUUGAAGCUAUUUGUUUUCAAGAAUCCAGCUGCCCCUGCUCUAAAGUGAAUUAAUUUUAAAGAUUAACUUUAAGAUAUUUCAGCAUAAAGCAUCAUUUAAAAUGAAGCUCAUUCACGUGAUAUAUUUCAGAAAAUUUACAAAAAUGUUGGUUUGUAUUCAAUGAUGGUAAAGAAUGAAUAUGAAUGGAAGAAGCUAUAAUUAAUCUUUAAAGCUUUAUUUAUCAUUUGUGCAUGAUUCUUUAUCUGACAUAUUGCAUGCAUUGAUUAAGAGUUGUUUGUGUUUAUAAGAUUUAAGGAGAGGAGAGGAUUGGUGGACACUCCUGGUUUUUUUCUUUCACCUCCAGUUUGUCAUUUGUUUGAUUUUUAACCAAGUUUUACCUACAUUUAUUUUAUUACACAUGGAACCAAAGUUCACACAAAGUCUGUUGUGGGUUGUUGAAAUUCCUGCAUAGCUCAAACAAAUUUAUAAUCGGUACAAAUAAUAAUGAUUAAUCAUGGAAUGAUUCCGAUACCUAUUUUAGAUUGUUGAUAGCACCUCUAUCAAUUUUCUCCCAUUAUAUGCCAAAUAUCAUAAUUCCUAAUCUGUUUCCUUUAGAUUUGAAGGAGAUACGUUUAAAUUCAGAAUUUGCAUCAGUGCAACUGUAAAUGUACACGUGUUUGUGGCUGAAGAAAGCUAUACUACUUUGAGAAUUAGCAGCAAAACCAAAACUGUAUAUAGCAGAAUAGCAUUUCUAAAUGUAUUGACAGUACUCAUUGUUGCUGUGUUUAGUUUUCAUGCAGCUUCUCCAUCUGUUAUUCUACUCUCUUUCUUAUAUCCUCUUAUUUUGUUUUAUACAUUAUUGUAAAUACAAACAAAUGUUAUUUUAUGCCUUCAUACUUCUCGAACAUAAUAAGACAUUGUAUUAAAUACAUUUCUUUAAAA
Strongylocentrotus purpuratus (purple sea urchin) is the source of this 3431-nucleotide messenger RNA. RefSeq names its product MIF4G domain-containing protein B. Gene Ontology annotation, molecular function: translation activator activity. The record is from RefSeq and is a predicted model, not a curated record. Lineage: Eukaryota; Metazoa; Echinodermata; Echinoidea; Camarodonta; Strongylocentrotidae. The transcript is spliced from 5 exons. Gene Ontology annotation, biological process: regulation of translational initiation. Gene Ontology annotation, cellular component: cytosol. The coding region runs from base 166 to 1020 and encodes 284 amino acids.